GCCGCGCUAGGCUGCCAAUGCGGCGCUCGCUCAGCGUAAUCCAGCUCUAGAGAUCCAGUAGGCGCAGAUUGGAGCAUAGAUCUAAGCGCAUCGAUGGGGGAUUCUCGCGGCCGAUUUGUUGUCAGGCCGCUGGCGGCGCAGUCGUUCUUGGCGGAUCUCGAGGUAGCUCCAGGGAAGAUUUACACUGUGGGGCGAUCGAGCUGCUGCGAUCUCGUGUUCAAGGAUGGGAGGGUCAGUCGCCGGCAUUGCCAGAUUUUCGUGGAUGCCGGAAAUUCUCUCGUCUUGCACCAUGGAGUCGAGAAAGGGGCAGAUAUUUGCCUGAGAUCGUCCGUGGUCUACGUCAACAGUGAAAGGAUUUCUCUCGGGAGCUCCAGGGUUCUUGUUCCAGGGGAUAGAGUGUUCUUGGUAGCUCCGGUUAAGGAUUCUAUCCAGGAUACAGGGUUUACAGUGGAGAAUGCUGGCGAGAGUAGUGAUGCUAUAAGGAGCUCUUUGGAGGAACUAGAGAUGAAUGUCCAGCGGCGCCAGGUAAAAUCCAAGGCUGAUCAUCUCGGGCCAAGUCUCAACUGUAAGGUGAAGAGGGUGAAAGCUUCGGUGGAGAAGCUGAUUGAUAAGAGCCGGCAGCUACGAUCAGAGUGCUUUACCAGGAACUCUAGCCUGGAAAAUCGAGCUUUCGUCGGGAAGGAAAGGGAUCUCGAAGAAGUUGAACAGAUUGGAGGCGACACAAAGGUGGCUAGUUGUGAUUCUUUUCCAAAAUCAAGUGGACUGUGCAUGAAUAAACUGGAGGAUGUACAGCCCUCCAGAACAGACGUGUCAGUGGCAGAUCUUCUGGCGCCAUUGGAAGACAUUCGAGAAAUGUUUGUGGCAUCGUUUACUACUGACAUUAUUUGGUUUAUCUCGUCCUUCGGGCUUCCAAAGACAUUACCUGUGACUAUAGCUUGUCACGACAGCGAACGAAGCUGGAGCACCGCCAUAAGCGACCGCAUGGAGCAUCCAUAUUGUGAGUGGCCGAAUUUGAAAGUAGUGUAUCCGCCUUUCCCUGUUUUGCGACGAACAAAUGAUAAAUCCAGGAUGCGUGGUGUUGGCUGCCAUCAUCCCAAGUUUUUUCUCUUAAAGCGUUCAAAAGAUAUUCGAGUUAUAGUGACGUCCUCCAACUUGAAUUACAGACAGUGGCUGCAAGUCUCUAACACGGUUUGGUGGCAAGAUUUUCCCCUUCGCAACACAAGAGACUAUUCCUCUCUAUUUUCGUCCAAGAUUACCGAUGGCGGAGAAAGAAAUGGAGAUUUUGCAGCUUACUUGGCUGGCUUCAUUUCCACUUUGGUGAAAGACGUUCCUAGCGAAGCUCAUUGGGCAACCGACUUGGCUUGCUACAAUUUUUCGAAGGCAACGGUGUCACUGGUUGCGUCAGUACCGGGAUUGUGGGAGGAACUGUUGCCUUUCCCAGAGAGUAUGAAGGAGCUGGAGAAAAGCUACCUUGGCACCGUAGCAACAACAGUUGCGGGAAUUAGCCAUCAAUUUUCCCCCAAAUGCGAUCCUAAUGGACUGAGAUUGCGAAAGCUCGCUGCUCUCUUGAACAGUUUGCCUCUUGAUCCAGAAGGCAUGGUGCACGUCCAACUGAAGCGAGCCAAAGACUUACCUGCUGAUCCGAAUGCAGUGGUGAUUUCCGUGGUUCCACCAACUCAGCAGUUGCGCUUUCUCGAGCAAAGCGAUAUUGUAUCACAAGCAGAGGAGCUGCCGAUUGGAUUCUUGCCAAAACGUGCAGCUGCAUGGGUUUCAACGCUGUGUGACGCUGGUCUGUGUAGCUUGAGGGCCAUGCUAUGGCCCAAGCAAGUGCUUGGUGUGGCAGCUGGCCAAAGCAAAAGCGUAUUACAGCUUAAACUUCAUGUUUUUGAGGGGUCUAAGUUCGGGGAGCUUCUUAGUAAAGACCAAGAGUCUGCAAUGAGCAAUCUCCUGCGCCAUAUUCAACGGAAAUAUGGCUUGCGGCGAUUAAAGGAAGUUCUUGCCGAGCACAAGUGGCCAGAUUCCGCUGAAGUCGAUUUUGUGUAUUGUUCCUCUUCCAUUGGAACGUCCUUGAGCUCGAACUUUCUGGCAUCAUUCUCCGAUGCUGCAGGCCGCAAGGCAUCACUAGACGAUUCGUGUGAGUCGGAUCCGGAGUGGGGCCGCUGGACCGCGGAGCAUGAGGCGGCCAAUCCAUCAAUAAAAGUAGUUUUCCCGACCUUGGACCGGUUAAAAAGCGCGAAAUGGGGCCCUUCUUCAUACCGAGGAAUUCUUUGCUUCGCAGAGCGAACGUGGGAGAGAAUAAAAUCGACGAGCGCUGUCAACUUGCACGACGCAAUUCCAUGUCCACCUAGUCGAGAAGGAAUCCCAAUGCAUGUAAAGGUAGCACAGAGACGAUUUAAAUCGCCCACAUCAAGCCAAGCAUUUGGCUGGAUUUAUACAGGCUCACACAACUUUAGCCCCGCCGCGUGGGGCAAAUACAUCAACAAGGCGGCGAGAAACGACGACGAGUACCAGCCACCUUGCACUCGACUACACAUUUGUAACUACGAGCUCGGGAUAAUAUUCAUAGAUCCGCCACCAACAUACCAGGACGAUGGUGAUUCCAACACAACGAAACAACAAAACCAUGGUGGAAUCCAUAGUUUUACACUGCCGUUUCGAGUACCGGCACCAAAGUACAGCUCUUUAGACAGGCCUGCGACAGGCAGCGCAAUCUUCCAACUUGUACAACAAUUAGGAGAAGGGCAGCGAUCCGUCCUAAACGAGGCUGGAGAGCACGAAGGCGUGUCACUGUCGGACGUGGAGAUUGAUACACAGGAGCCGGAAGAGGACGAUGCAUCCUCGAGCGCGUGCUUAUAAGCCAGGCCACGAGGACGAGAUUUCUUGGCGUGCUUCUCAGGCGACGAGGACGAGAUCUCCCCCGGUGGAGCGCGUGCUUACAAGCAAGUUUACAAAGCCAGUCCAUCGCUGCCACCUCGCCAUCAGCCGUUAAGCUAGUUUGCCACAUCAUCUCUUGGUUCUUGGCACUUCGAUCUCGGGCUUUCUAGCGUCACAAGAGAAAGAUGGGGAGAGAAAUGGAGGAGCUUGGCUUGCCGGUCGAGGUCCGCGACUACCUCCAGUCGGUCUCCAACGCCGAGGUCGCCCUCUUCGUGGCGGACAAGCGCCCCGCCAGCGUCCGCGAGGCCCAAGACAUGGUAGCCGAGCUCGGGGCGCCGCCGGUGAACAAGACUUUCAUGAUAUCCUACGGCGACUCCAACGACUAUGGCCUUUGGGCCCGCGGCACGGUCAACGGUCGCCCGGCGUCCUUCAUGCCCAACUACGGCUCCGACGCCUUGGUCUCGGUCAGCGCGGUCAACCGCCUAGGGUUGACCACCACCCUGUGCCGCCCAUUCCGCGUUGACGGGUCGCCCGUGGUCCACAACCGCAAGGUGAGCGACCUAGUGUUCGAGCUGGAUGGCGGGUACAAAGGCUGCAUGGAUUUCUACGUAGUGGAUGGUGGGCGCAACGAUUUCGUGUUUGGCAACCGCGAUAUGACCAAGUUGGGCACCGGGUGCUCGGUUUACUACGGGCGCAUGCUGGUGGAGCUAAGGGGUGGAGACGGGACUUUUACCUCGCCCCUCUACGAGGGCCGUCCUGGGUUCCACUAGGUGGGGAGCGAUCUUCAUUCUCACAAGCUCAUUUUCAUUUUCAGCAAUGUGUUACUAGGUAGGAACCAAGUGGUAACCAUUCACUCACAGAACUCCUGUUCUUAUUCUCGGUUCAUUUUUAAAGAAAAGCCCAUCGUUUUCAUUCUCA
Molecule: messenger RNA, 3792 nt
Organism: Selaginella moellendorffii
Lineage: Eukaryota; Viridiplantae; Streptophyta; Lycopodiopsida; Selaginellales; Selaginellaceae
Exons: 14
Coding region: 94-2856 (920 amino acids)
Biological process (GO): DNA repair
Cellular component (GO): nucleus
Molecular function (GO): hydrolase activity, acting on acid anhydrides, in phosphorus-containing anhydrides; protein binding; nucleic acid binding
Source: RefSeq, a predicted model, not a curated record